Molecule: messenger RNA, 1159 nt
Organism: Xenopus laevis (African clawed frog)
Lineage: Eukaryota; Metazoa; Chordata; Amphibia; Anura; Pipidae
Gene: upk2.S
Product: uroplakin 2 S homeolog
Exons: 5
Coding region: 105-608 (167 amino acids)
Source: RefSeq, a predicted model, not a curated record
AGGCAGAUGAAACUAACAGGAGAGACAUGUAUCUGUUGACUGUAUAUGUUCUAGGUAUUGUACAAGCAGGUUGCAAGCAAGUGUAGUUGCAGCGAGAUAGCAGCAUGCAGCUCCUGGGGAUCAGUGUCGUGCUACUUCUCAUCUCUGGUGCCAUAGCUCAGAAUACUUCCCUGGCGGAUGGGGUUCUUACUCCACUUAGUACAUCUGCGAUAAUCGCAUUUCCAGCAUGCAAUUACUCAGGACUUUCUGUUUUUCUGAUCGUAAAAAACAGCACAGUUACUGUACAAAAUGUUUCCUUCCAAGUACCACAAUGCCGCCUUAAACGUGAUGUUGUUGUAGUUAAUAAUUUACAGUCUGGUAAUGUGCAGACUGUCAAUGUGGGAUACCAGCUCCAAAACCUACAGCCAGGUACCAUCUACACGGCAUACUAUUCAUAUGGUGAAAACACAAUUCCAUCCACUCAAUUUUCCACAAGAACAGUGUCUCAAACUGUCCCUGAUAUCAUGGCUCGAAGUGGAGGCAUGGUGGUGAUCACUGUCUUGUUAAGCAUUGCAAUGUUUGUGCUCGUGGUUGGACUAAUCGCUGUUAUUGUUACUGGAAGGAAAUGAGAACAGAAAUCGGAUGGCCUUGGAGAACAGUCUGCUCACUAAUUGUCUGUCCUUUUUGAUGGAACAUGUAACUUUUUAAACAAAUAAUUUUAUGUUGCUCUUACUGUAUUUGAAGUUUUGAACAUCAUAUAGAAUAGUAUUCUAAUGCAUGCUCAUCUUGAGCAAUAGAAAACCCAGACUAUUUUGUGUAUAGUUUUUUACCAUGAUUUUCAUUGGAUUGGGCUCUCCACCAUGUGCCACUGUGCUGAGAGGGUGGCCGAGUAGGAUGGUAUGGUGUUUUGGCCUACAGAGUAUCAAUUUACUGCCAUUAAUGUGAGGAUUUUUAAUAAUGUAUAGAAACUGUUAACAAGGUUAAUUUGACCAGUGGUUUAUUUUUAAUAAAUGCUUAUCAAGAUUACUCUACCCAUAACAUAUAGCAAUAGCAAAUAAUGCCUCUUGAUUGCCAGUCCUUAUAUACUCACAACACAAAAUGGUAAUUAUGACACUACAGUAAUAAAUAUAUCAGUUUGCUAAAACUUUAAGGCAAAACUAAUAAAGCAUUAUGGCAUUUA